AUGGCCCCAGCUGUUGCUAAUUUGUCAAUCUCAUUUAAGAAAUCUGAUAAUAACAAUGUAAAUUUUUUAUUGGCACCUGUGACAGAUUUAUAUAAAGACAAAAAAUGUGUAGUCAUAGACUUGGAUGAGACUUUAGUUCAUAGCUCAUUUCAACCUGUUAAGAAUGCAGAUUUCAUAAUCCCAGUUGAAAUUGAUGGCACUAUUCAUCAGUAUGCAGAUCCAGUAACUGACCUCCUAGACAAGUGGAAUGUUUUCCAGGCCCGUCUCUUCAGAGAAUCCUGUGUCUUCCAUCGAGGCAAUUAUGUCAAGGACUUGAGUAGGCUGGGUAGAGAUCUAAACAGAGUGGUCAUCAUUGAUAACUCUCCUAUGUCCUACCUAUUUCAUCCUAAGAAUGCUGUUCCAGUGAUGUCGUGGUUCGACGACCCCUCCGAUAGAGAACUCCUUAAUUUGAUACCCUUUUUUGAAAAUCUAGCAACAACAAGAGACAGUGUCUACAUGUUUCUCAACCAAUCACGACAGUCCGCUGCAUUUAACUCCGCCUCCUUAAGAACAAUUGAAGCUGUUUCAUUGGUCACUCAGCAAGCUACACUGACCAAUCAGCAAGCUACGUUUCAUCCGACGUCCAAUGAGGAAAUAGCGCCUUUGAAUGACACAUUUUCGCCGGCCCCUGUCGUUGUUGUCAUUGAUGAUGUAGAUGCAGUUGCUGCUGCAGCUGGUUUCAAUGUUGCCGAUAGUGCUGAAAAAGUUGCUGUUGUUUGUAAUGGAGAUGCUGGUAGCAAGGAAUGCAAUGAUGUAAUUGAUGGUGUCAGAUCACAUCCACUGCAUAAAGGUGAUGGCGACCAACAACAACAGCAACCACCACCACAACAACAGCAACAAAUGAAAUUACAACAACCACAAAUCAAAGUGCAGUCAGCAGAACAGUUGAAACAACAACAGCAGCAUCACCAAGAACGACAACAAAACAAAGCAAUACUCAGACAGAACCACCUCCAACAACAACAACACAGUCUACCACAACCAGCAUUAAAAGUUCUGUUUUGUUGCAGCAACCGCAAUUGCAGCAACGACAGCAACAAAAACAUCACCACGCACAACAACAAAAGAGCUCAACAGACCAUCAACAACAAAAACUUCAAUGGUCUUCAUCACAGCAACAACAACAACAACAGCAGCAGCAACAACAACAACAACAGUUAUAUAUUUCACUACAUCAACAGUCUUCAAAUCAAAUACAACAACAACAACAUCACAUUAAACAGUCAACAACAUCAACAACUGCAACAUAAACGACAGCAUUAUAGACACGUAGCAUCAUUAUCAGCUGCAUAG
Messenger RNA from Helobdella robusta, 1332 nucleotides. RefSeq lists its product as hypothetical. Bases 1 to 1332 code for a protein of 443 amino acids. NCBI's taxonomy places the organism in Eukaryota, Metazoa, Annelida, Clitellata, Rhynchobdellida, Glossiphoniidae. The transcript has 8 exons. Gene Ontology annotation, molecular function: RNA polymerase II CTD heptapeptide repeat phosphatase activity. The record is from RefSeq and is a predicted model, not a curated record.